This is a messenger RNA of Gryllus bimaculatus (two-spotted cricket), 2182 nucleotides long. Lineage: Eukaryota; Metazoa; Arthropoda; Insecta; Orthoptera; Gryllidae. The record is from the annotation of a GenBank genome assembly.
UGUUGUGUGUACCUUUCCGUUCUGUUUGCUAUUUCUGGUGCUACAGCGUAAUUAUUUGGGGGCGUUGUGGCGUGCUGCAAACGAUCCACACGUGUUUAAGCUUCGUUAAGAACCAUGGUUCAGUAUUGUUGUUGUUUUGGCUGCAACGAGAAGUACGUGAAAGGAGGAGGAGUCACGUUUCAUAGUUUUCCUAAAGAUGAGGCAAGAAAGAAAGUGUGGGUGCAAAAACUUAGGAGAGAGAAUUUUACUCCUACAAAAUUUUCAAAAGUUUGUUCAAAACAUUUUGAAGAAAACUGUUUUGAUAGAGAAAAGUUUGGAGGUGUUUGGCUUAAAGCUGAUGCAGUACCUACAAUAUUUAAUUUUCCUAAACGUUUGAUUAAUCAAACUACUAGAAGAAAAUCCCCUGUAAAAAGAAUAACAGAUGUUACAACACACACUCAUUCAAAGGCUUCUUCAUCUGUACCUUGUGCAGAUGAGUCGCACAGUGAAAGAAGUGUAAAUGAUGAAAGUACCUCAUCAACUGAAAAGAUUUCUGCAAGUACAAAGCGUCCUUUGAGAUAUAUUGGUGACUUUGUUGAUGAAGAUAUGGACUCUCCAUUGAAAGCCAGACAAGUUUUAAAAAUAGCUCGUAAACAAAUCUGUCAACAGAAAAAAAAGAUUGUGCAUUUACGGUCACAGAAUAUGAAGUUCAGAAGGAAAAUUUCAUCAUUGGAAAAUCUUCUUACUGAAAUCAAAGAAAAAGCACAAAUGUCUGAUGAUGCUCUUCACGUCUUAAGAGGUAUGAAUUUGAAUACACACUUGCAAUAUGAUCUAAUUAGGAGGAUUUAAUUUACAAUAUCUUAAAUUUCACAUGUUAAUCAGUAUCAAAUCUCAAGAUACCUAUAAGAGAUGCAUAACUAAGAGCGAAAGGCAUAUAUGAUUAAUCUGAAAGGCAUGAUGAUUAUCUUCUCACGAUCCAAACGACUCUCCCAGGUCCCAGUAAGGAAUUGGUGAAGAGGUCAAUGUUUGAUGGGAAAAGGCAGUAUCCUCCAGACCUUAGGUCAUUUGCCAUGACACUGCAAUUUUAUUCAUCAAAAGCCUAUAAUUAUGUGCGAGAAAAUUUUAAUUCUGCCCUCCCUCAUGUAUCCACAUUGAGGAAGUGGUAUACUGUUGAAAGUGGUUUACCUGGUAUUAGUAAAGGAGCAUUAAUUGCCUUAAAGGCAAAAGCUAAAGGAAAAGAAGUGUACUGUUGUCUAAUCAUUGACGAAAUGGCCUUACGCCAACAUGUGGAAUGGGAUGGUAGGAAGUUCUCUGGCUAUAUAGAUUAUGGUACAGGUCUUGAUAACGACCAACUUCCUGUGGCUGAAGAGGCCUGGGUAUUAAUGCUGAAUGCUGUUAAUGGCCAUUGAAAACUACCAAUUGGGUAUUUUCUAAUUAAUGGUUUGGGAGCAUCAGAGAGGGCUAAUUUUAUUAGUCUCGCUCUGGAUUAUUUGUUAGAAACAGGGGUGAAUGUUGUAUCACUGACAUUUGAUGGCCACAGUAGUAACUUUGCAAUGGCACGAUGCUUGGGUGCAAAUGUAGAUCCAAGUAGUGACAAGUUUUGCCCAUUUUUCAACCACAGCUCUUCAGGAGUGAACAUUUAUAUUGUUUUAGAUGCUUGUCACAUGAUUAAGUUAGUGAGAAACAUGUUAGCAACAAAGGGCAUUCUUUUAGAUGCAACUGGAAGAUGUAUAAAUUGGAAAUACAUUGAAAAUUUAGCAGAAGAGCAGGAAGAAGAGGGUUGCUGCUACAAAACUAAGAGCUAGGCAAGUUCAAUGGGAGAGGGGCUGAUGCAACAGCCAACUUUGCCUUGGUCUUUGAUGGGCUGUUCGAUAUAUUGAAUAGCAAGAAUCUCCUGAGCAAAGGUUAAAAAGGUUCCAUUAAGGCCUGAAAAUGCCAGUGAAAUAUUUGAAUUUUUAAGGAGCAGUGAAGAGUAUAUUCAAGGUCUCUGCCUAGAAAAUGGGGUUCCUGUACUAGAAUCCAAUAGAAAAACUGGUGUAAUGGGUUUUAUAAUUACAUUAAGAAGUGUUAUGGGAUUGUAUGAACAGUAUGUGAGGAAAGGAAAGCUCAAGUUCCUCGUAACCUACAAGUUUAGUCAGGAUCAUCUGGAAAUGUUUUUCAGCUGCAUAAGGAGCAAAGGCGGAUUUAACAACAAUCCUACUGC